Psylliodes chrysocephalus is the source of this 1863-nucleotide messenger RNA. The record is from the annotation of a GenBank genome assembly. Lineage: Eukaryota; Metazoa; Arthropoda; Insecta; Coleoptera; Chrysomelidae.
AUGGUGUUAAGGUGGUGCGUGUUUCUUCUACUUUUCGGUGUUGGUUUAAUGGAUACCCAAAAGCCGAAUAUUAUCGUAAUUAUGGCAGAUGAUAUGGGCUUCAAUGAUGUAGGAUUCCACGGCAGCGAUGAAAUUCCAACCCCCAACAUAGACGCCCUAGCCUACAAUGGAGUAAUUUUAAAUACGCAUUACACUCAAUCACUUUGUACACCAUCAAGAGCAGCUUUCCUCACUGGAAAAUAUCCCAUACACACAGGCAUGCAGCAUUUGGUCGUACUAGAGCCGGAACCUUGGGGACUUCCUCUAAAUGAAACGCUAAUGCCGCAACUUUUAAAACAGAAUGGAUACGCAACGCAUGCUAUUGGAAAGUGGCACUUGGGUUUUUUUAAAAAAGAAUAUACACCGACUUUUAGAGGAUUCGACACACAUUAUGGAUACUGGCAAGGGUUUCACGAUUACUACACGCAUAUGAUCAAAGCAUCGUUUUCAGACGAAACUGGUUACGAUUUCAGAAGAAAUCUUGAUGUCGACUGGGACGCUAAAGGCAAGUACAGUACGACGUUAUUUACUAAUGAAGCUGUCAAAUUGAUACGUGAGCAUGACACUAAUAAUCCAAUGUUUUUGUAUAUGGCCCAUCUUGCACCGCAUGCUGGAAACGACGUUGAUCCACUGCAAGCACCUGAUGAAGAAAUUGCUAAGUUCGCUCAUAUUAAAGACCCAGAACGACGUAUCUACGCAGCCAUGGUAUCCAUGUUGGAUCAAAGCGUUGGAACGGUGAUAGCGGCUCUGCGCGAUAAGCAAAUGCUACAAAACUCCGUGAUUCUCUUUAUGUCGGACAACGGGGCUGCACCUGAAGGAAUCCAUGCAAAUCACGGUUCGAAUUAUCCUUUCAGAGGGAUGAAAGAGACGGCAUGGGAAGGAGGCAACAGAAAUUUAGCAGCAAUAUGGAGUCCCCUCAUUCAAAAAUCCCAAAGAGUUUCCAAUCAUUUGAUGCAUAUCUCCGACUGGUUGCCAACAUUCUACUCCAUAGCUGGUUUAAAUAAAACGCAAAUUCCAAAUAUCGAUGGCCUAGAUAUGUGGGAAUCGAUUUCCGAAGACAAAGAGAGCCCAAGAACAGAAAUGCUCUACAAUAUCGAUGAUACUGCUAGGUGGGGAGCAAUCAGACAAGGCGAUUGGAAAUAUAUAUAUGGCUCUACAGGAAAACGAAAGGACUUGUGGUACGGAGAUGACGGCAAAAAAUCGGAAUAUUCUUACGAGGUCAACCAAAUAUUAACUUCAAAAACAGCCGCAGCCUUCGCUGGACUAAUAACUUACCAACAGAUUAAAGACAAGAACUUAAACAGGAGAAGGAGGAGGGAACUCAAAAUAAUUGAUAAAAAUGAUAUUAAAACGUUAAGAACGCAAGCUACAGUUAGUUGCGGGUCAUUUAAUUUCGAAGAUCAAUUAGAAGAGAACAAGUGCAAUCUUCAUCAAUCGCCGUGUUUGUUCAACAUAAGGGAAGACCCUUGCGAAAGAGUAAAUCUAGCUUCCACAAGACCAAACAUCGUAAGAAACCUAGAACAACUUCUUCUGGACUAUAGGAAAAACAUAGUACCUGCCCUAAAUAAACCUCGAGACCCAAGGGCAAAUCCUAUGGAUUGGAAUAACACUUGGACCAACUGGCAAGAUUGCGAUCAUGUUGUUAGAAGCAGAAUAAUAAACAGUUUUAAAGCUAUUUCGACGAUGAAUAUCAGCAUAAUUGUAGUUUCCUGUAUAAUAAUACUCUUUAUGAUAUUUGGUUUAUCUAAACUAGCUGAUACCGAAGCAAAAAAGAGAGAAAUGAAACGAAAAUCAGAAGCUUUGUUAAGCAAUAAUGGUGCUUAG